This is a messenger RNA of Striga asiatica, 369 nucleotides long. The record is from the annotation of a GenBank genome assembly. Lineage: Eukaryota; Viridiplantae; Streptophyta; Magnoliopsida; Lamiales; Orobanchaceae.
GAGGUGCCCGAGUUCCAACGAGCAGACGCAGCCAAUAGCUUGGUUUACGAAGCCAACGUGAGGCUUAGGGACCCCGUUUACGGUUGCAUGGGCGCAAUCUCCGCUUUGCAGCAGCAGGUACAAGCCUUACAAGCUGAGGUCAACGCGGUCAAAGCCGAGAUCCUAAGGUACAAGUACCGCGAAGCUGCCAACACCAUCAUUGCCUCGACUCACGCAGCACUGGCUGUCUCCGUGGCUGAGCUGCCGCAGGCUCCGCCUACUCCGACACCCUCUCCGCCAGCUCCGGUGGGUAUCUCAGCCACUCAGCCACCGGCCAGCGCGGCUGGCUAUGGCGGUGUGUCUAAUAGACAUAUGCCUUAUAUACUUUGA